AAAGGUUGGACAGGAAACAUCUUGGCAAUAGUCUUCCUGAAGUCCUUACUUAAAACGUCUUGUCACAAGCUGUUCCUUAGAAGCCAUUUGUUGAAAGCCUCGGGGUGUGUCGAGAGGAACAUUUGGCGCGGGAUGUCGAUCCAUCUGUUCAAUGAAGCUGACCACGCUGAGCUGUAUCAGAAGUUCCGCCCAACUUAUGGUCCAGAGUUGGCGGAGAAAAUAGUGAAGUUUGUAAAGGAAAAGAAAACUCCACCUCUGGACCAAGCCGUUGACAUCGGCUGUGGCUCCGGCCAGAGUACAGUCAUCCUCGCACCACACUUCCAGCACGUCAUCGGCAUCGAUGUCAGCCAGUCGCAGGUUGCCACGGCAGCAGGACAAAACAAACUCAGCAAUGUCCAAUACAGAGUUGGCAGUGCCGAGCACAUCCCUGUUCCAGACUCCAGCGUAGAUCUGGUGACUUGUGGGACCUCAGCUCAUUGGUUUGACUUCCCCAAGUUCCACAGAGAGGUGGACCGGGUACUGAAACCACAUGGCUGUCUGGCUGUCUAUACCUAUAGCCAAAGCUCUCUCAGCUACAAGGACGCUAAUACUACUGAAGAACUGAAUAGAAUGUUCAUGGAGUUUGACAGUGGUCCCAUUCAUGACUGCUGGCAUGAGAGGCGGUGGCUUGCUGCAAAUAAAUAUCGAGAUCUUCCAAUGCCUUAUGAGGACAACAUUAGGGAUGAGUCCAUGUCUAUAGAGAUGGACUACACCCUGCCUGGGUACAUAGGCUACCUGUCCACAUGGGCAAUAUACAGGGAGUUCUGUAAACGUAACCCUGAGGACAAGGGCGCCAUUCUACAGGACCUACAACAGAGCCAUUUGUUAAAAGCUACGGGGUGUGUCGAGAAGAAGAUUUGGCGCGGGAUGUCGAUCCAUCUGUUCAAUGAAGCUGACCACGCUGAGCUGUAUCAGAAGUUCCGCCCAACUUAUGGUCCAGAGUUGGCGGAGAAAAUAGUGACUUUUGUGAAGGAAAAGAAAACUCCACCUCUGGACCAAGCCGUUGACAUCGGCUGUGGCUCCGGCCAGAGUACAGUCAUCCUGGCACCACACUUCCAGCACGUCAUCGGCAUCGAUGUCAGCCAGUCGCAGGUUGCCACGGCAGCAGGACAAAACAAACUCAGUAAUGUCCAAUACAGAGUUGGCAGCGCCGAGCACAUCCCUGUUCCAGACUCCAGCGUAGAUCUGGUGACUUGUGGGACCUCAGCUCAUUGGUUUGACUUCCCCAAGUUCCACAGAGAGGUGGACCGGGUACUGAAACCACAUGGCUGUCUGGCUAUCUAUACCUACAGUAUAAACUCUCUCAGCUACAAGGACGCUACUGAAGAACUGAAUAGAAUUUUUCACGAGUUUUAUUACCACGGUCCCAUUCGUGACUGCUGGCAUGAGAAGCGGUGGCAUGUUGACGACGGAUAUCACAGUAUUCCCAUGCCUUAUGAGGACAACGUCAGGGAUGAGUCCAUGUCUAUAGAGAUGGACUGCACUCUGCCUGGGUACAUAGGCUACCUGUCCACAUGGUCAGCAUACAGGGAGUUCUGUAAACGUAACCCUGAGGACAAAGGUGCCAUUCUACAGGACCUACAACAGAGGUUCUAUGAGGCCAUGAGAACAACCAUACCACCUGAGGAAGUGAUCAUACGUGCAUCUUAUCCUGUCGUCUUACUCUUGGCCAGGAAACCACAGAAAUCCUCCCCUCUGCUCCAUGCUGUUGACGUGGGCUGCGGCUCGGGUCAGAGUUCAGAGAUCCUGGCUCCUCACUUCCAACACGUCCUGGGGAUGGAUGUCAGCGAACCUCAGAUUGCCAUGGCAACAGCUAACAACAAACACGAGAAUGUUGAAUACAGGGUGUCCCCGGCCGAGUCUAUCCCAGCCCCAGACGGGAGCGUUGAUCUGGUGAUGUGUCUGGAGUCUGUUCACUGGUUCGAGCUGGAGAAGUUCCAUGCGGAGGUGGACCGGGUACUGGUGCCGGGGGGAUGUCUGGCAGUGGCCGGUACCAUCGACGAUAUCUUCCCCCAAGAAGAGCUGACCCGUAUUGCAAAUCAAUUCCGCCAUGAGGGUCCCAUGAGAGAGUGCUACCACGAGAAGCUCAACCAGUAUCUCUUCACGGAGUACAGAACCCUGCCGAUGCCGUAUGACGGGACCGUUAGAGAUGAGUCGAUGUCUAUCAAAGCGGAAUUUACCAUCCCACAAUACGUCAGUCUGGUGUCCACUUAUUCAGCCUAUCGCGAGUACUGUAGACGCAAUCCUGAAGAUAACGGCGCAUUUCUACAAAACUUCCAAAAAAGUCUGUACGAGGCCACAGGGUCCACGAAACCGGUGGAAGAGGUGACGGUUGAGGUCUCGUUCCCUGUGUUCUUACUGAUGGUGAGGAAGCCGCAGGUGUAGAGAACUCUUCUCAACUAUCCUGAUGUCAGGCUGGCACCACUCCAUCUGCGUUUGAUGCUCCAUUUCAUGGACUAGCACAUAAUCUUUGCAUGCUGUUACGCGAUGUAUGGCAUGGUCUUUUUGGGAUUCAGUUGAUGUUUUUAUCUGCCUAACUCUGCGAUCAUUCUAAAGAAGACUCAUUCCGUCUGCUUAACUGUACGACAGUUUAACGACCGCAAUAUUAGCUAACUGACUGACACUCCAGAACCA
Molecule: messenger RNA, 2673 nt
Organism: Branchiostoma belcheri (Belcher's lancelet)
Lineage: Eukaryota; Metazoa; Chordata; Leptocardii; Amphioxiformes; Branchiostomatidae
Exons: 16
Molecular function (GO): S-adenosylmethionine-dependent methyltransferase activity
Source: RefSeq, a predicted model, not a curated record